Molecule: messenger RNA, 949 nt
Organism: Cuscuta europaea
Lineage: Eukaryota; Viridiplantae; Streptophyta; Magnoliopsida; Solanales; Convolvulaceae
Source: the annotation of a GenBank genome assembly
CUUAUAGAAACGUAAACGAAAAGUCUUCAUUUGCUUCUUACUUUCUUGAGUUUCAUCUCUUAUUUACUAAAUCAAUUUGAUCCUCCAAACAAUAAAUCGCCCCUUCAACCACCAUAUCAUAUCAUAUUCUUCUCUGAAUCGUCAAUCCAAUAUUCCAUUUCAUCUGUCUAGCUAGGCAAGUUAGCUGCCUACAUACUGUCUAGAUAGCUCGACCCGGAAAGAGCCCGACCCGACUUCUCCCUCGCCGUCAUGUCGUGGCUGGCUGUCGUUUUCCUUUUCGUCGGUCUUGCGGCGGCGAUCCCGUCCAACGGAUCGGCGAUCCACAGAAAACUUGAAGAAGGCGGCGUAACCGGAGAAGAGAACAAGUGUGGAGGGUGCCCUUGCAACGCGCCCUGUUAUAGCCCGCCGUCACUAUCGCCUCCACCGCCAUCAUCACCUCCACCGUCGCCGCCGCCGCCGAAGAAAUCACCGAUCAGCUACUGCCCACCUCCACCGCCGAGCGGAGGAGGGUACGACCCUCCUGCCGUUCUCAGCCCCCCUACACCACCUCAGUACGUGUACGGCACCGGUAGCCCGGGUAAUCUCUAUCCGGUGGACCAAAGUUUUUCCGGCGCCGGAAGAAGGGGCGGCUUCUCGCGGAGAACUUCGGUUCUUGUCGGUGGGGGAGUUUUAUUGGGAUUCCUUUCUCUGUGCUGGUGAUCGAUGAUCAUCUUCGUUCAUAAUUAGAUACGAACUUCAUGAUCUUCAAUUCGAUCAUACUUUUAUUUGAAGACAGAAAAGUGAUUGGUGUGCAAAUUUUAUUAUUGUUAUUAUAAUAAUAAUUACAUUUCUUGGUAAUCAGAUUAGAUGGUCUGUUGGUGCCAUAAUUAUCAUUAUUAUCUGAUAUUGUAUAAUGUAAUUAUAAUUCUUCAGAUUAAAAUAAACAAAUUAAACUCUUCUUUUCAAUUAG